AUGUCGACCGAAAUGGAAGUUGACCCACCCGUCGCCCAAGACGACAGCAACGCGGAAUCUGGUCGCGGCGUCGAACCUCGGACGCAAAACGGCGCGGUCGCAGUGCGCAGUAUUGAAGGGUGGAUUUUGAUGGUGACCAACAUUCAUGAAGAAGCUUCGGAGGAAGACAUCACCGAUCUCUUCGCCGAAUAUGGAGAGAUUAAGAACUUCACACUCAACUUGGACCGACGGACGGGUUAUGUCAAGGGUUACGCCUUGAUCGAAUACUCCACUCUUCCUGAGGCCUCAGAGGCCAUCAAGGAGUUGAAUGGUGCAAAGCUUCUCGACCAGACGAUCAACGUUGACUAUGCCUUUGUUCGUCCUCCUCCCUCGGGCAAGAACAAGAACCAAGGCCAGAAGAACAUCCGGGGAGCCGCUUCUCGUGGCCGAAGCCGCAGCCCUGAACGCAGCCGCAGUCCCGGAGGUGACAGAGAUUAG
Messenger RNA from Penicillium oxalicum, 477 nucleotides. Its product is annotated as RBM8 family RNA-binding protein. Gene Ontology annotation, molecular function: mRNA binding. Gene Ontology annotation, biological process: RNA splicing. Gene Ontology annotation, cellular component: exon-exon junction complex; nucleus; cytoplasm. The record is from RefSeq and is a predicted model, not a curated record. The coding region runs from base 1 to 477 and encodes 158 amino acids. The transcript is spliced from 2 exons. NCBI's taxonomy places the organism in Eukaryota, Fungi, Ascomycota, Eurotiomycetes, Eurotiales, Aspergillaceae.